AUGACAGCAUGCAUCACUUGCGUCUUUUCAAUACUUUUCAUUUCAUCGCUGAUUCUUGCGGGUGAGACGCAAGCGAACUUCUACGGUCUUAAGGAUACUAAUCAGACUGUGAAUCUUCGCAAUAGGACGAACACUUCACUGAAGAAACCAUUAAUUCAUCCAGACUCUCAAGAGUUUGAAAUUUUAGAUCCGAAUUUUCUCGUCAAUCGCAGUUACGAAAUUCGAAAGAGUCGCUCUAAAAAAAAACGGCAAGCUGCUCACGGGACAAAAACGUCGCAUCAAAAACAUCACAGAUCUUCGAACAAACAAAAUAAAUUAAAAUCUAAUUUACAUCAUGGUGACAAUAGUGACGUGAAGAUAUACGAAACUUUUGAAGAAAUACACGAGCACAUCAAUGAGCCGGAUGAAAACGAUACACAGUUCGAACUUUCUAAUCGUUCUGAGCAUGAACAUGAUCAUGAACAGGAACAUAAGCAUGAGCACGACAAAUCUACGGGUAAAAUAGAGAGCGCUGAGGAAGAAAAGGAGAAUAAGCACGUUAAAAUCAAAGUGAAGCAUCAUCAUCACCACCAUCAUCAUAAUCAUAUAAAGGAGGUUGUAAAAUCUGUGCCGAAACCGUAUCCCGUUGAAAAGAUAGUACACAUUCCGAUUGAGAAAAUUGUUGAAAAAAUUGUGCAUGUUCCAAAAUUUGUGAACGUUACGGUGGAGAAAAUUAUACAUGUGCCUGUGGAAAAGAUCGUUGAGAAAAUAAUUCGAGUUCCGAAACCAGUUCACAUACCCAAACCAUAUAUGAUUGAAAAAAUUAUGGAAAAAAUUAUACAUGUACCCAAACCAUAUCCUGUUCUUAAAACUGUUCCAUAUCCGGUAGAAAUUAAAGUACCGGUACCAUAUGAAAAAAAAAUUCCAGUUCCUUAUACAGUGGAGGUUGAACGAAAAGUGCCAGUUUACAUUAGCUCACAAGAGCCCUAUAAGUACGAGCAUACCUAUUCCAGCCCCUACACAGAGAAACACAUGCCAAAAUUCGCUUCUGAAACUGAAGAAACAUCUCAUUUUCCAACUUAUUAUUCGGAAAAAUAUAAUUUCAAUAAGCCAAAUCCAAUCAGACAAAGUUAUAUUGAACCUACCGAAAAUUACAGUUUUAAUAAACCAAUCCCAUUUAAACACACCGAAAUACCUAGGACGACGGAAUACCAAACAAACGUUGAGCCAGCAGAGAACUACAAUCUGUUCGAUUUUGUGAAGGAAUUAAGGAGUCAAUCAUUUCCGGAAUAG
This is a messenger RNA of Drosophila grimshawi, 1272 nucleotides long. RefSeq lists its product as uncharacterized. Lineage: Eukaryota; Metazoa; Arthropoda; Insecta; Diptera; Drosophilidae. The record is from RefSeq and is a predicted model, not a curated record. The transcript has 3 exons. The coding region runs from base 1 to 1272 and encodes 423 amino acids.